AUGGAGACAGUAAGAUUUUCUUGGGUUGUCUUGUUUAUUGCCAUUGGCAUUGUUGGGCUGAAAGGUGAUGAAUUAGGAAACGCCACAGACUAUUCUCAAAGCAAUGCUACUAAUUCUUCUUUAGCUCCUCCUUCUAAGCCUCUUCAGAGAAAUAAUAUUGAAGAUACAGAAGGGAGCAAUAAAACGUACAGUAGUACUACUGAAGUUGUGAUCAACAACAGCAAGAGUAGAUAUAAUGGUCCAUAUGAUAGAGGAGGAGGGGGUGGUGGUGGUGGUGGAGGUGGGAGAGGUGGAGGAGGCGGCGGAGGUGGUGGUGGAGGCGGGUAUGGAUGGGGUUGGGGUGGAGGAGGAGGUGGAGGCGGCGGAGGAGGCAGCGGAGGUGGCCGUGGUGGAGGAGGAGGAUGGGGAUGGGGAGGUGGAGGGGGUGGAUGGUACAAAUGGGGAUGUGGGGGACAUUCAAAACAUGGGAAAGGAAAGGGAAGAGAAGGAGGGCCAGGGGAGGGAGAUUAUAAGGUGGGAGAGUUUGCACAAUGCAUGCGUAGAGGCAGCCGGUGUAGAGGCAUGAGAUUGGAUUGCCCUCUUCACUGCGGUGGACCUUGCUUUUAUGACUGCCAGCAUAUGUGCAAGGCUCACUGUCGGCGUUCCUGAUCAUUUCCAACUUGUCCAUCUCGAUCCCAACUAUUUCUCGCACUUGCGUUCUUCAAGAUUGCAAAGAAUCAUGAAUGUGUUUUUCUAUUUAUUCAUAAGAAAAAAAAAAAAAAAAUUUAAGAAUGUGUUUUCUA
Messenger RNA from Alnus glutinosa, 782 nucleotides. RefSeq lists its product as uncharacterized. The transcript is spliced from 2 exons. The coding region runs from base 1 to 648 and encodes 215 amino acids. NCBI's taxonomy places the organism in Eukaryota, Viridiplantae, Streptophyta, Magnoliopsida, Fagales, Betulaceae. The record is from RefSeq and is a predicted model, not a curated record.